AUGUCCUCAUCUUCUCGUAAUUGGGAAUACGACGUUUUCCCGAGCUUCAGCGGAACAGACGUCCGCAUAACUUUCCUCAGCCACUUGAUCCGUGAGUUGAAUCGGAAAUUUAUUAUUGUUUUCAAAGACAAUGAGAUGGACAGAAGCCGGUCGCUCGGCCCUGAGCUUAAACUAGCGGUUAGGACUUCGAGGAUUGCAGUGGUUGUGUUCUCCAGAAAUUACGCCUCUUCAAGCUGGUGCCUUAACGAGUUGCUAGAGAUCGUGAAAUGCAAGCAAGAGUUUGGUCAAAUGGUGAUACCGUUUGGAACCUUCCCAUGUGAGGUACCAGACCGGACACUUUAG
Arabis nemorensis is the source of this 342-nucleotide messenger RNA. The record is from the annotation of a GenBank genome assembly. NCBI's taxonomy places the organism in Eukaryota, Viridiplantae, Streptophyta, Magnoliopsida, Brassicales, Brassicaceae.